This is a messenger RNA of Boleophthalmus pectinirostris (great blue-spotted mudskipper), 6380 nucleotides long. It is a transcript of the gene fhdc1, whose product is annotated as FH2 domain containing 1. The transcript has 13 exons. NCBI's taxonomy places the organism in Eukaryota, Metazoa, Chordata, Actinopteri, Gobiiformes, Gobiidae. Bases 930 to 4247 code for a protein of 1105 amino acids. The record is from RefSeq and is a predicted model, not a curated record.
AGCCGCUCACCUGGGCAGCUCAAACCCAUCUCACCCACACAGAUUUUCUCCUCUGAAAAGUAUCCCGCACUAACCCUAACGUUGUCGGAGCGGAUUACGUUUCCCGACGAGCCGUGUCCUGUCAUCCCCGAGGGAGGGGCCACUAACCGCACUCUACAAAGAAUCUUCCUUUUGACGUGCUGCUCCACCAUAGCGCCCAUCAGUGCGCCCUAGAGCUCGCCGGAGGUAACUAUCAAAGGCCGACCGCUGCUCUGUGGAUGACUAGCGGAGAGGAGGACAUGGGCUUAAUCAAAGGUGCCGCCACCGUGACCAGAUGAAUGCACACUCACCUUCUCGGAGGAUAUAGGAACCGAUGUUUUGAUGUUUCGCGCCAUUCUGAGGUUUUUUUAGCGUUGAUUAUGGAACUGUUUUUAAAAUUAGAUUAAGGUGAAUGGAUGAAGUGUAAAGGUCCAAGGAUAAAAAAAAAAAAUGUUUGUUUUCAAAAGAUCAAAUUAUUUUUUAUUUGAUGAUUUGAUGAUUUUUAAAAAACAAUGCCGCUGAUGCGUAUUCACAUUUCGAACCAGAAAAAGUCAACAAAAAUUUGGUCAUACAUUAAACAACAAUUACUUGAAAUCAACCAUAAACUUGUGCAAGUUUGGAUGUAAAUAGAAAUCAAUCAAAAUAUUCUAACUCUGGCAAAAAUGUAAAAAAAAAAUACAAAAUACAAAUAAAAAUUCGAAUUUGUAUUAUGUUAGACAAAUUUUUAAAGCAUAAUUGUCAACUGUGAUGAAAGGUCCUUGUUUAAUAACUUCAUCUCAUCUUCAACACCAAAUCUUUAAAAGUUUGGAGGAUUUUUUACUCUACCCAAUUCCUGGACAUUCAAAAUAAACAAAAUUCCUCCAUGAUUUUUUUAAAGGACACAUUAGUAAUGUGAAGAGUUGACCCUUGCAAUGCUUAUUAUGAGUGUCCCAUCCACACCCUUGGAACAAGAGAGUAGCAGUGAGGCCAGCAGCAGCUCCACCUCCACCUCCAUCACCACUACCUCCGACUCUUCCAAACAUGCCGUUCCACCAGCUCCACCCCUGCCUCCACCCCCGCCGCCUGGAGCCCCGCCUCCACCACCGCUCCCGGGCAACCACGGCGGCCGGAAGAAGCGUCGUGUGCGGAGUUUUUUCUGGAAGACAAUCCCGGAGGAAAAGGUGCGGGGGAAGCCAAACAUCUGGACCAUGGCGGUGCAGCAGGAGCAGUUCCAGAUUGAUGUGCGCUCGGUGGAGGAGCUGUUUGGCCAGCAGGAGGAGGCAGGGAGCAGAGGACUGACCACUCCCACCGGGUCCUCCACGCAGGUGUCCAGGGUCCGAUCAUUCAAGGAGAGCACCAAAGAUGAGAUCAGCAUCCUGGACUCAAAGAGAGGGAUGAAUGUGGGCAUUUUCCUAAAGCAAUUCAAGAAGUCUAAUCGCGCCAUUGUAGAGGACAUUCGGCGAGGGGAGAGCCAAACGUACGGCGCAGAGUUACUCAAAGACCUGCUGAAGCUGCUGCCGGAUGUGGAGGAGGUGAAGAAGCUGCAGUCAUUCAAAGGCGACUCGGACAAGCUGGCACUGGUGGACUCCUUUAUGUACCUCCUGAUCCAAGUGCCGCGGUUCGAGCUGCGUAUUGAGGCCAUGGUUUUGCGUGAAGAGUUUUUCCCCUCCUGUGCAGUGAUGAGUAACGAGAUCAAUGUCAUCCGUGUGGCCACUAAAGCGCUGAUGAGCUGUGAAGAGCUCCAUGCAAUUCUACAUCUGGUGCUGCAGGCCGGGAAUAUCAUGAAUGCUGGUGGAUACGCUGGAAAUGCUGUGGGCUUCAAACUAUCCUCCUUGCUCUCGUUAGCAGACACCAAGGCUAACAAGCCCGGCAUGAACCUGCUGCACUUUGUCGCCAUGGAGGCAAAGAAGAAAGAUGAGAAACUACUCAGGUUUCCAGAGAAGCUCCUGGAUGUCCAGAGUGCAGCCAGGAUCUCAGUGGAGAACAUAGAGACAGAGUUCUCCUCUCUGUACGUCCGCAUCAGAACUCUGGAGGAGAAGGUUCAGGGAGAUCAAGAGCUCCAACAGCAGCUCCAGCCCUUUCUGCAGAGCGCAGCUCAGACUCUGCAGGACCUGAAGAGGCGGAGGCUGGAUCUGCGCAAAGAGGGCAACAGCCUCAUUGACUUCUUCUGCGAGGACAAGGACACAUUCAAGCUGGACGAGUGCUUCCGGAUCUUCCAGGAUUUCUGCCAUAAGUUCAAGAAGGCAGUCAAGGACAACACAGAGCGAGAGCUGAAAGAGGCGGCACGUCAGCGCCGCCUGAGAGAGUUGGAGGAGCGGCGCAGCGCCUGGUCUGGUUCUGACCAGAGCGGGGGCUUCGGCCGCAGCUCCAGUGAGACUGAUGUAGACAUGUUGACCAAGGAGGGCCUGCUGGAGUUUUUCCAUCGCUCCCAGAGCCCCCAUAGCCCUCUGAGCCGCUCCGCCAGUGCCCGCCGCCAUCGCCACACCAUGACCAGCACAGCAGAUCGCCAGCUGCAAGGCUACCUGGAAGUCUUCGGACGCAACGACAAUGAUUGUUCUAAGUUCAACAGCCUACCACGCUCAGGGAGGCCUCACCAGAGAAGGACCACUCCAUGGAUGCUAGGCCAAGAUGACAACCGGGAGCUGGGCUGGGACAGACUUGCAGACACUGAGCCGAUUAGCCCGCUUGCUAGGUUUUCCUCAUCCAGGAUAAAUGACAAUGCAGACCCUUACAAUAACAAUAAUCAGUACUCCUCUGUAUCGGAGGGAAGUGCUUUGCCACGGCCAUUUUCUGUGUUUCAGAAAGCUGCACAAGUCCCCAGCACAACUAUUACUGGACAGAUGAAUGUCAGUGUGGAGAAACACACUUUAGUGCGGGGGCCACAACCUUUUGAGCUCCCCAGCCCCAACAACAACAGCAGUCAAAUGCAUUUUGUCAAACCUGAGGAUGUAAUUGUUACUGACUUAGAACAUGACGAAGUGAAUGUGGACACUGGAAAUAAAAUAGUCCAAAAAACCCCAACGGCAGCUUUAGAAGCAAAAACACAUCCUCCUCAAAAACCUGGAAUAUUUGGAAAAGACAAUGAGGAAUUUGACAGUACAAUUUCAUCUACAACUUGUGACACGCCUCUUCCACUGGACCCCUCUGUCUCCAACAAGACACCAAUGUUUUAUAUUAUAGACUGCACUGAAACAGACUGCUCAGUUACAUUGGAUUACUCCGAGACAGACCUCUUCAGAACCGGCAAAAACCAAGAACAUGAUCCCAGUUCUCUGUCGUCAAACUUAGAAUCUCCAAAUGAGCUGUCAACGAGUGACAUCUCUGCCCCUAACAGAGUUGAUUUUGAUGCUACCUUUGUUACCCAAACAGAGGACUGGGAUACAGAAAGUGCUGAAACAGCCGAGGGCAAGCAAAGCACUGACAAAGAAACGCAAAUAGGCAGUAAAAAGCAAGCUAAAGGUAAAGCCACCAAAGGUAGCAAGAAUACUGUUGCCAGCCGUGGUGUCCGAACACUAACUAGCAAUGAAAACCAGGGUAUGAGAAGAGUAGUGCCUAUUAGCAAGCUAACAAGAUCAGGAAGCAGCAGAAGAGGAGACAGACAAACAGAAAGUACAGAAACUCGCAGAACGCUGAGAGACCAAAGCACGCCAGCGAGAGGUCGGAGCGAGAAGGCUACGAGAACACCUCGUCAUUCUAGCAUGCCACCUGACGAGUCCAAAACUCAAAGAGGUCUUACAGGGUCUGCGUCAAGAUGGACAAGAGAGUCCACACCCAGGAAAGCUAGCACCCACAAACCAAGCGCUAAACCACUGCGCAACAUUCCCAAACCUGAAGAAAAAAUGUGUAGGUCGACAAUGCGAGCACUGGCACAGACUCAAACGCAAGCUAAUUCCGAUAACAAUAGCCCAGCUACGACCAAGAGUGCAUCGGAAGUACCAAGCUUUGCACGGAAUACGGUGGCAUUUUCUUCAAGGAGCAAGAAGGAGCCGUCAACUCCGUCCCGUACUCCUUCUGUUCAAGCAAAGCAGGCUAAACAGAACAAGUCCUCAUCCUCUGAGGAGCGUCCUCAGACUGCAGGACUGAGAAGGGUGCAAAGUGUGAAGGCAGCUAGUCGUAGCUCAUACCGAAGUGAGACCCCACCCCCUCCUGCUUCAAGAGAGGACCAGCGCAAGACCAGUAGUUUUUCGGAAAAGUCCAUUCCAACCAAAGACUUGACCAGUGGUCGGAGUACAAAACCAAGCUGGAAGUAAACAGACUUUAUAUGGACUAUUGUGGUCUAGAUAGGUCUACUGUUUCUCAUAUGAUGCAAAAGACGCAUGAAUGGUUGUCCAGUUACCAAUCAAAAAGUAUAUUAUAGACUGGAUGAUUCUGUGUGAACAUUGCACUGAAAUACUAAUACUUAAAGUCCUUUAUUCAAAAGGAAAGUAGACAAACGGCAAUGAACAGUCUUUUUGCCUGCUUAGCAGUCUUUAAAGAACAUGCUUGUGGUUAUGGUCACAUAAACAGGAAGUAAACACUGGCUGUUGCUAAUGCAUUUUCACUGUUUCAUUCAGGGUCACAUGGUUUGUAGUGCUUGGAUGCUGUUACACUGUCUGAAGUCCUUUAGGAGCAGCUUGGUUUUCUAUUUGUUUGGCCUAAUACCUCAGAAUGUUUUAUCAGUGGCCUUUUAUCAGCACAGUUUGUUUUUUAACAACAGUGUUGCCAGUGUAUAUUUCUUCAAAUAUUAAUCAAAACAUGAAUCAAAAAGUUCUCUCAAUGUUAUUUUUUUGUAAUUAUUUGCUAUGCAAAUAAGGGGUAACAUUGAGCAGCCAACUAACAAGUCCCUGCUUCACCUGAUCAGUAUAUGGAAUUCCAGACAGUUGUUAUUAUUUAUUACACAAUACUUUGGUAAAUACAUUUGGGCUAUGAUUUAUUGUUUUUAGCCAUAAGCUAGCAGACUAUGUGCAUAAGGCCAGCCCCACAUUGUCCAGGCCUGGAGACAGAAAUUAAACAGAUAGCUACAAGAAUUAUAUUCUUUGUAUAUUCCUUUAAUGAACAAUUAAAUAUAUAAUUUUAUGAUAGUAUUUUGGCUUAUCUCAUGUUAGAAAAAAAAUCUUGGCACCAAUUGGUGCUUGCUUCUUAGCUUGAAGAAAUGUACAAUGGCAACAAUUUUAUUUCUUAUUUGUUUCAGCAUGAUAAAUGUAAACAGUUAUAUGCUACACAGUAUAUGAAUGUCUCUCUUCUGUAGAUUUAAUCUACUAUGGUACAAAUUGUACCUCGUGCACAGAUGUUAGUAGCAUUAGAACUACUUCAUAGUUAUGGAAGUUAGUUAGUUAGUGCAAUCAAUCACAUCUUACUGUACUGACCACUUCUUUUGACUUGUUCUCAUGGCCUUAGAGCUUAAUGUAGCCUCACCUGUAGACAGACACAAGUGCUAGACUGCCUUACAUUCUUUUACAUAAAAACACUGCUAAUCAUGUACAUAUUGUAAAGACAUAGUAUUUUUCUGACUAAAGAUGUUUACGUUAUAACAAAAUCUAAAGUCUGUCUCAUGGUAGCGUCAGGGCACAGAGCCAACCAUCCCCUCAUAAAGUUGCUGUUCUACUUUCCUCUUUCCUUUUAUGCAAAUGAAGAGGACACAAACACAAUCGCAUGACGCAGCUUGUGUAGUCCACUGCAAACUUUCUCCAAAAGACAUUUAAAUUAUAAAGAAUAAUAUAACAAGACAUCAAGUGCAUUUUUCUUCAGAUUUAUUACAAAAGAAAGGACAAAAAUCUACAUGGACUGUACACAUAUACUUAUGUUUGUAUAUGUUGAUUUUUUUUUUUUUUACUGUUGUUACAAUACCCACUCAACUACCAAUGGUGUGGUGAUUAUAAAUAACUGUAUUACCUUUUUCUGUCCAAAUAUUUUAUGUUUUGUAUAAGUAUCCAUAGGUUUAAGAGUGAUGAAAUAUUAGGACUGUUGUCAUGGCAUCUUUGGAAUGGUGAAAAGUCCUCAAAAUGUCCCACAUGAAACAGCUGAAACCCAUGAAAAUAUUUCUACAUUUAUUUGAAUUCAAGACUCUGGAUUGACAUAAAAGACUAAAAGAUUAAAGAUUAAAAGAGUCUAAAAAGAUUACUUAAUAUAUUGAAAAUUUGAGUAAAUAGUUCUUAAACAGAUUGGCUUAUUGUAGUACAUGAUACUAUGAGUUUCACUGGUGCAACAUUACAGAUUAAAAGUAAUUGCAGGUAUCUGUACUUUACUUAAGUAUAUUUUUAGUGGAUACUUUUUGGCUUUACUACAUUUGAGAGAGGGUACCUGUACUUUCAACUCCACUACAUUUUUGAACAGGACUGAAAAGUAAAAGUAUUUUUCAUUAUAGUUUGAGACCUGCUGAAAAGGUUGAGGGGUUCAUUUUUUAA